UCAAAAGUCUCCAGAAAAAUACAUCUUCGGCGGUUUAUCCAGUGCCAAUUGCUCUUCUCCCUUUACUGUACAUUAGUUCCAUUGUCAUUGUCGCCGCUUGUAUACUAUCACUUCCGUCAUUCCUUUGUCCAUAACUCUUUUUAGUUCCGUGAGUUGGCUUGUACAGUAUUGCGUUCUUCUCCAAAAAAUUCCUAAUGGCAGAUCUCAAUGGUGACGCGCACACGGAACAAGACACAGAUGUGACAGCCACGCAAAAUACAGAGGAGACGUCCUCAGCCCUCACGAACGGUACCAAUGGUCACUCGCAUGAACACGACCACCCUCACGACCAUGACCAUUCCCAUCACGAUGACCCCAACGCUGGAGCGUUGUUCCAGGUCACUGUCAAGUUGCCGCACAAGCCCUACAAGCAGUCGGUUAUGGUCACACAGCAAGAGCAGGUCCAAGAUGUACGCCAAUCGAUCGUCGAGACGCCAGAUACGUUCCAGUACACCUGCUUCCACCUCGAGCACAAUGGCCAGAGGAUCAAUGACUUCGUAGAGCUCUCCGAGGUCAAGGAUCUUAAGCCCAACGACGAACUUACCCUCGUCGAAGACCCGUACACAGAGAAAGAGGCAAGAUUACAUGUUGUCCGCAUAAGGGAGCUCAUUGGGGCGACUGGUGAUCGAUCUGAUCAACUACAUGGCAUCUGUGCAGGUCUAUCUUUGCAUGAUGAUAAAUUUGGCUCUGCCCAUGCUCCUGCACCAAAGUCAGAGGACAACCCGCUGGCUGGUUACGAAGUCGAUGGCCGGCCGUCGUUCGAUGCUAUAUUGGCGUCUAACCAGGAUACCUUGCCCAAGACGAUCAAGUCACUAUCAGUCUCUCAGUGGAACCCUCCGCCAUACCACCUGCAGCAGAAAGGUCACCUGCUUUACUUGCAGCUAACGACGAAUGAAGGCGAGCAGUAUCACAUUACCUCGACUGUAUCCGGCUUCUUCAUCAAUAAAUCCUCCAGUAACAAAUUCGACCCUUUUCCGAAGCCAGCCCCUAAGAACCACAGCGCACAUUCAUUGCUAUCUCUGAUUUCGCUGUUGUCGCCGGGGUUCAACGAAGCUUUCGUGGAGCUUCAAAAGAUCAACGGCCGUAAAGAUCUGCUCACCACAUUCCCAUUCCAGAAUGCAAUCCCCGCCAAUCCUUGGCUUGCUCCCUCCUCGUACGCUCAAGGAACACAGCAUCAGGCGGAUCCUACGAGGGCACAAGAGCCUUAUCUACUUGGUGGUGCGGAUGGCGCAGAGAAUCUCCGGGAUUGGAAUGAAGAAAUUCAGACGACCCGCGAACUGCCUCGAGACAAUCUGCAAGAUCGUGUCUUCCGAGAGCGCUUGACCUCCAAGCUCUAUGCCGACUACAACGAUGCCGCAGCUCGCGGUGCUGUCCUUGUUGCUCGGGGCGAAGUUGCGCCAUUGAAUCCCACCGAAGGCCGGGACGCCCAGAUCUUCAUCUACAAUAACAUAUUCUACUCAUUUGGUGCUGAUGGCGUUCAGACCUUUGCUAGUGAAGGAGGUGACGAGGCUGCCAGGGUUGCUGUGGGGAAAGAUGUGGCUGGCGUCAAGGCCGUCAACCAACUUGAUAUCAACGGACUUUUCACCCCAGGCACAAUUGUGGUUGACUACCUCGGCAAACGCAUCGUUGGUCAGAGUAUUGUGCCUGGUAUCUUCAAGCAGCGGGAACCCGGGGAACAUCAAAUUGACUAUGGUGGUGUCGAAGGCAGAGACAUCGUGACGGAGAACGAGGCGUUUGUGCCCGUCUUUGAGAAGCUCUCAAAGGCACUGCACGUCAAAAAACACGCCGUUUGGGAUAAAGAAGGCAAGCGACAUGAUCUAGAAGGCAGUGUUGAGACCAAAGGCCUUCUAGGAACGGAUGGCCGUAAAUACGUCCUUGAUCUGUAUCGCAUCACGCCCCUGGACGUUGCUUGGACCGAAGAGAUCGAGGCCGAAGCCGGCGAAAAGUAUCCUCACCGCAUGUCCGUUCUGAGGGUGGAGUUGGUGGAGGCAUACUGGCGCACGAAAAUGCAAGAAUACGUCCGUGCAGAGGUUGAAAAGCGUCGCGCAAAAUCUGCCAACGGCCAGACAGGAACUCCCAAGCAAGUGGAAGAUUCUCCAGCCGACGGUCAAAGCACCGAAAAAGAGCAGGCGGACGGGCAGGAGGGUCAGGGAGAAGGUUCUGCCCAAAAAGAGACCCCUGUGCUAGAUCAGGAGCGAGUGGACAUUUCUAACUUCGACCUUGCUCUCAACCCGGAUGUCUGCAGCGGCCAAACUCCUCAAAACGACGAAGAAAAGACAGACUAUGCUCAAGACGAGAAGGAUGUGCGAGCAGUGUGUGGAUUCCUCAGAAGCAAGGUCAUUCCGGAUCUGAUCACCGACCUCCACGACGGCGAUGUGGGUUUCCCCAUGGAUGGGCAGUCUCUCUGCCAGCUGUUGCACAAGCGUGGCGUCAACAUCCGAUACCUUGGAAGGCUAGCGUCGGCCGCGGAAGAAAAGGGACAACGUCUACAGGCGUUCUCUACAGUGCUUCUGCAGGAGAUGGUGGCACGGGCUUUCAAGCACGUCGCUAACCACCACCUAAGACACCUCCCUGCAGUCUUUGCUACUGCUUGCUUCUCGCAUCUUAUGAACUGCUUACUCGGCUCAGAACUCAAUCCCAAUCCACGGCCUGAAAUUGACGAGGAUUUGCGUGCUCUGUAUCCUGAGGGAGACUUCUCGUUUGAGACUAUGAAUCCCACAAGUUUACAAGCCGAGAUCGAGAAACAGGUGAAAACGCGAUAUAGACAUCAGUCAAGGGAAAAUUGGCAGGCGGGAAUCCAAUCGGUGCCGCUGCUUCGAGAAAUCUGCUUGAAAUUGGGUCUGCAACUUGUGGCCCGGGAGUAUUCCUUUAGCAAAGGAUCUCAAUCGCACUCCGAGUCGUCUCCCGCCAGAAGCAGUAGCGAUCACUCUAACGACGGCGUACAACAAGAAACAGCAAGCAAGAAAAAGAAGAAGAAGGCCACUGACCAACCGCAAACCAACGGUGCUGUUGCCAAACCGAAUACGACUUUUACGCCGGACGACAUUCUGAACAUUACGCCCAUCGUCAAAGAUUCCACUCCCAGGAGCUCGUUGGCUGAGGAAGCCUUAGAAGCUGGCAAACUCUCCCUGGCGCAGGGUCAGAAGCAGUUGGGCCAGGAGCUGAUCCUGGAGUCGUUGUCGCUGCACGAGCAGAUUUAUGGCAUUCUUCAUCCCGAAGUUGCCAAGAUGUACCAAUCUCUAUCUACAAUCUACUACCAGACUGAUGAGAAGGAGGCAGCAGUGGAGCUCGCUCGAAAAGCGGUGAUAGUAACGGAGCGGACAUUGGGUGUGGACUCACAUGAUGCCAUUUUGGCAUAUCUCAACCUGUCCCUGUUUGAACACCACGUUGGCAACACACGACAGGCCUUGAAGUAUGUCAAGCAUGCACUCGAUGUAUGGAAGAUCAUCUUUGGACCAAACCAUCCCGACUCCAUCACGACUAUGAAUAACGCAGCGGUCAUGCUUCAGUCUCUUAAGGAAUACUCGGAAUCCCGGAAAUGGUUCGAGGCUUGCUUCAAGGUUUGUGAGGGUCUUUUUGGACGGCAAUCGAUCAAUGCUGCUACAAUAUUGUUCCAGCUAGCACAAGCUCUUGCUUUGGAUGGCGAUGCCAAAGGUGCCGUCAGUAAAAUGCGUGAUGCAUAUAACAUCUUCCUUGCAGAGCUCGGGCCAAAUGAUCGCAACACAAAAGAGGCGGAAAGCUGGCUUGAACAGUUGACGCAGAAUGCCGUCUCAUUAGCUAAACAAGCUAAAGUGCUGCAAAGUCGGAGACUGGCCGGCAUUCGUCAUCUCCCUCGAAUGGGACUUGGUACCAGGCUUCAGCCGCAGAACGCCAACAGUGCGGCACCGAAUACGACCAGCCGGACGGCUGCGACAGAGGCAAAUGUACGGACUGGCACUGGCAGCGUUUCACUGGACUCCAGAAGCAUUGAUGAAUUGUUGAAAUUCAUCGAGGGUGGCGAGACGAGUACCACCUCCAGUACGAAGCACAAGAAGAAGUCACUGAAUCCGAAAGCCCGAACAGCAAGGCAGACAGCGACGGCUUGA
Messenger RNA from Exophiala viscosa, 4124 nucleotides. RefSeq names its product protein TIF31. Gene Ontology annotation, molecular function: protein binding; mRNA binding. Gene Ontology annotation, biological process: intracellular distribution of mitochondria. Gene Ontology annotation, cellular component: cytoplasm. NCBI's taxonomy places the organism in Eukaryota, Fungi, Ascomycota, Eurotiomycetes, Chaetothyriales, Herpotrichiellaceae. The record is from RefSeq and is a predicted model, not a curated record. The transcript is spliced from 2 exons. The coding region runs from base 195 to 4124 and encodes 1309 amino acids.